AUGGCCGAGCGAAUAAGCCCUGAAGCCAGCACCGAAGCACCCAAAAAACCAUACGCUCUCGUCAAGCAACCCCGAGAAGAUCGGAACCAUCCCUCCGACCGUUCAGAAACAGAAGGGUAUGCCAACGCCAAUUUUAUCAAGCAACCCCUAGAUAAGGACCACGAGGAGUUGAUAAAGCUUCUAAAGUCAUUGCCUCGUGACGAAAUGGGAGGCUCAUCGAUCGGGAGCGACGGGGUCCUCAGAACACUCACGGCAGAUCGCGACGUCUUGGGCGCAGUUGGUCUUCCGCCUAGACUGCUUAAAGCGAUGCUCGAUUGCUUGCCGUAUAACAAAGAAGUGGAAGACAAGUUUCAAGGUGUGGAUGGCUCUCUUGUGCCUCGAGAGCAGUGGUUUCACCCGGACAAGAGUUUGCUGCCGGCACCUAUGACAGAGGAGGAGAAGGAGGAGUCCAGAAAGUUUGGCGAAGAGAAUAAGGAAGUCCUUGCGAAGAGAAAGGCGGAGUUGGAGCAAAAAGAUAGACACAUUAUCAUAUCAAACUACGAUUUAGGUCUGAAAUGA
Messenger RNA from Aspergillus tanneri, 558 nucleotides. RefSeq lists its product as uncharacterized. The coding region runs from base 1 to 558 and encodes 185 amino acids. The record is from RefSeq and is a predicted model, not a curated record. The transcript has a single exon. NCBI's taxonomy places the organism in Eukaryota, Fungi, Ascomycota, Eurotiomycetes, Eurotiales, Aspergillaceae.